Molecule: messenger RNA, 1592 nt
Organism: Belonocnema kinseyi
Lineage: Eukaryota; Metazoa; Arthropoda; Insecta; Hymenoptera; Cynipidae
Product: cilia- and flagella-associated protein 221-like
Exons: 8
Coding region: 217-1557 (446 amino acids)
Biological process (GO): cilium movement; cilium assembly
Cellular component (GO): cilium
Source: RefSeq, a predicted model, not a curated record
AAAGUAGAAUCUGGUGCAUUAUAAAAUGCCAAAAAAUGAUGAAGCAAAAGUAUCGACAAUUUUUAAAUGUGACCACAAAGAUGAAUUUGAUAAAAAAGGUUAGCCAGGAGAAAAUUGUAGAAAUAAUUAUUUGAACACAAAGUUAAAGAAGAAUCGAAAAAAAAAUCAAUUGUAAUCACUCCACAACAAUUAAAAUUUACCUUUUUUCGAACGAAUAUGAAAACGCAACAGAAAAUAGUGCAAAUAACGAAUUACUCAUCUAAACCUUGUCCUCUUUUAAUUUCUCCUCCGGGAACUUGUUAUUUUAAAAUUACUUCAAAAACUCUUAAGGAAUGGUUGAAUCCAGGUUACAGUUUCGAAUUAAAAAUUCGUUUCAUACCCGAUGAAAUUCGACAUUAUCACGAUUCGAUAAAAAUCCAAGAAUUUGAGAAAAGAUAUUCUAUUUUAAAAUUAUCAGCAGCACCUUCAUGUGAAAUUAAUUAUCCAAAAACUGUGGACUUUGGAAAAGUUCCUUUGGCUGCCACCGUUUCUUAUAAGAUACCAAUUCACUCUGAUCCCAUGAAAAAAAUUUCUUUCGCUGUUUUUCCUUUGUCAGAAAUCCAAUGUUGCCUGCAUAUCUAUCCUCUAUAUGGAUCUUUGAAGCCAGGACAAAAUCCUAUUUUUCUUAAUGUCGAAUACCAAGCAUUGCGGUACAUCACUGCAACAUUCCAAAUUCAAUUAUUUAUACCCGAAAUAUGUAAAUCGCCUUUUCUGAUAAAUUUUAUCGCUUACACUUAUCCUGGUCUUCAACGAGAGAAGUUAGAAGAAGUGAUUGAAGUACCUCUUGAGAAUCAGAAAGAGCCCAAGAAGACAAAUUCUGUGUCGGAGCCCAUUAAAUUAGAGAAUAAAAUUACUUCGACUUCUUUACAUUUUUCUCAACAAAAAAAGGAAAAGAAAAAAAUUCAGAAUUAUGAAUAUAAAUUAUUCAAAAAGUUGGGAAAAAUACCCGCAUUUUCCUUGCAUGGAGUAAAUUUGAUUAUGAAUGCUCGUUUAAAAAAGGUACACGAUGAAUUCGAAUUACGAGGACCUCUUAGUAUGUACAAAUGUGAUACAAUGAAGGAAAAAAUGAACCACCAAAAUGAAUUUUUGCAUAAAUCUGAACAACUCUUAAAACUGAAUGAAAAUGCAAGAAAUAACCACAAGCCGAAAUUAGGUGAAAGUUUGUCCGAUUCCUAUAACGAAAAGUUUGAUUCGAUUCUUGCAAAACGAAAGCAACAUUCCUUUGAAUACAAAAAUAAACUUAUAACAACAACGAAAGAAGAAUUGCUUCAGAGGCCAAAAGUUAUUAAAAUCAGACAGCGAACCCUCAGAUCUUGUACCGAAAAUUUUGAGAAAAUCACCACACACCAGUUAAGCUGUGAUUGGUUUUUACGUUACACUAUUAUUGCUCAUUUUAUCCAAGCUGCAAGAAUUAUAAUUUUGAAAAAUCGUUUGAAAAAAGUUUUAAGUCUUCUGAGAAAAUUGACCCCGGAAAUCGUCGAACGAAUUGAGAAGUUGAUUGACAAGGAAAGAAAUUGAAAUAUGAAGGACAGAAGAAAAAAAAGAAAAAAAUA